Molecule: messenger RNA, 8315 nt
Organism: Argiope bruennichi
Lineage: Eukaryota; Metazoa; Arthropoda; Arachnida; Araneae; Araneidae
Gene: nes
Product: lysophospholipid acyltransferase 5-like
Exons: 13
Coding region: 7-1422 (471 amino acids)
Biological process (GO): lipid modification; phosphatidylcholine biosynthetic process
Cellular component (GO): membrane
Molecular function (GO): lysophospholipid acyltransferase activity; 1-acylglycerophosphocholine O-acyltransferase activity
Source: RefSeq, a predicted model, not a curated record
ACAAACAUGGCUGGAAUAGAAGCCGGUAAUAGUGGAUUUUUAGGUUAUUUUGCUGAUUUGCUAGGCGCUCCAGAGCCUGCUCUGAGAUUAUUAUUUACUGUUCUUAUUGGAUAUCCACUAGCAUUAUUUCAUCGGCAUGUUCUUUUUGGAACAGCUCCUAUUAUACAACACUUAUUCUUUAUUAUAUCUGGAAUAAUAUUAGGAUUUUACAAUUAUGGUUUUGAUAUGUUUCAUUCUAUACUGUGUCUGUUUAUUAUGUACCUCAUUCUUGUUACUAUUGGAGGUAAAUUCAGCUCAGUUGUCAUAUCUUUCCUUUUUUUCAUGGGAUACCUUUUGAUAGGAUAUUAUUAUACGGGUACUGAUGAAUAUGAUAUAAAAUGGACUAUGCCACAAUGUGUUUUAACUUUACGUUUAAUAGGACUUGCUUGGGAUGUUUACGACGGACAGAAAUCAGAGGAAAAAUUGUCUGAAGAGCAAAAGAAAACUGCUCUAAAAAGGUGCCCCUCUUUGUUAGAAAUUGGUGGACAUAUGUACUUCUUUGGUGGAUUCAUGGUUGGACCUCAGUUUCCUAUGAAGAGAUAUCUAAAUUUUGUGGAUGGAACAUUCAAAGAAAAGAUUUUUGAUGGAAAUCCAUCAUGUAUUACUACUGGUCUAAAGAGCUUGUCUCAAGGUAUUCUCAUUUUAUCUCUUCAACAAUUAGGAAGCAUUUUUGUUCCUGAAAAGAUUUUCUUUACUGAUGAUUUUGUGGAAUUUCCAUAUUGGAAAAAGCUUCUAAUCAUGGGUGUGUGGAGCAAGUUGGUUUUAUACAAAUAUAUUGCAAUCUGGUUAAUAGCAGAAGGCAGCUGUAUUUUAACUGGCAUGACUUACAAUGGAACAGAUAAAAAUGGAAAAGAUCUUUGGGAUGGAUGCACUAAUGUGAAAUUAUGGUAUUUCACUGUGACUACAACUUUCCAAGGAGGAAUUAGGUCAUUCAACCAUAAUACCAAUUUGUGGCUAGGACAGUAUGUGUACAAAAGAUUGAAGUUCCUUGGUAAUCGCUACAUUUCACAAGCUGCAGCUCUUCUUUUCCUUGCAGCAUGGCAUGGUUUGCACUCAGGAUAUUAUAUAUGUUUCUUGAACGAAUUCAUUGUUAUGUACUUUGAAAAAGAUUUUGAAUCAUUCCUUACUACUCGCUUCCCGAAAGUGAAAGAGAUGUUGCUGCAAAGUGCCUUGAAGUAUCCUGUGCGUAUCUUCAUGAAAGUUUACAUGGAUGUAAUAAUGGGUUGGUGCCUUGUGCCCUUCGUCUUCCUAUCCUGGUCUCGUUACAUGCAGGCAUACAGAUCAGUGUAUUUCAUUGGCUUCAUUAUAUAUUUUGGAUGGCCUUUGGUGUCUCCAAUUUUAAGAGCAUUGAUUCCAAAAGCAAAAGUUGAAAAGGCUGAAUAAUUAAGUAUCUGAUUAAAAGCUGAUCCGGUGUAGUUGAGUAUUAAUUUUAAAAUGAAAAAAAAAAAAUGAUUAUAUAUGUAUUUAUUAAAUUAUUCUUUUCUUUGAUAUUAAGUUUUUAAAAAGUUUAUUAUGUUAUGUACCAUAAUAUUAUUUCAGUAUUAUUUAUUUAAAUUCAUGGGAAAAUAUUCCUUCUUGUUACUCUAUAAUUCUGAAUUUUUAUUUUAUGUUAUGUGAUAUAAAAUUGUAAAUAUGUUGUAGCAACAUAUACCUCAUCUUAUUUGUUUAUUUUGCCAUUUUUAUUUUUAUUUUUUUAGUGAUUAUUGCGUUUGAACUAUAUUGUUAAAUGCAUAAUUCACCUGUGAAUGUUAAGCCUAAUUUUCAUGCCCUUGCAUGAAUUGCAAAUCUUGAUUGAUGAUUGCUUUUGUAACUUUCAGAUGCAAAUAUAUCAAAGUUAAUAUAUUCUAUUAUUCAGAUGCUGUGCUGAGUUCAAAUUUAAUCAUGAGUACAAACACUAUUUAUUUCUGUAAGCUUCUAUAAUUUUAUGUCCUUUCUAUUUUAAACAUAAGUAUUUUAAUGCCCAUUAAAAGCAAUAAAGCCUGUAGCAGAGAAAAAAAAAAGCACCCUAAAAUUUUUCAUAGCUUGCAGAUUCUUUUUAUCUGGAUUUAUAGAAAAAAUUAAUUUAUUAAAUAUCCUUUUAGACAUUCAAAAAUGCCAUAAUAGUUGAAUUCCUCUAUUUGCUGGUUUUAUAAGACUAACCCUGUAGAAUAUAUUAAUUUAGUCAUAUUUUUUCUAGAAAUAUUAAAUCUUGCCUUAUAUAUCUUUGGCAGAAUUAUAUAAAUAACUGCCAAAGAUCGAUAGAUUAAAUUUCUUUAGAAGCAAUUUUGUAAAAAAAAUUCGUUAUUGAAUAAAUAUUUCUUAAUAGCAAUAAUUAUACAUAAAUAGAAUCUUACCAUAAUUGUCAGAUAAUAGCUAAAAAUAUCGGUGCAUUACUUUGCUGAUUAAUCUAAUAGAUUAUGAUAAUUUACUGUUUUGCAGUGUCAACAUAGUAAACUUAUAAAGAUUUUAUACUUGGAAUUAGUAUUCACAAAUGAAUAUAUAUAUCAUGAAUUUUUAAUUGUUUGUUAAUUUUAACUUUUAAUGUAAAAACACAAUUUCUUUUUCAAGUGCUGCCUAAUGUCUAUUGAUAUCUAGAUUUUAAUGUUUCAUGAAAUGCCACUUAAUAGCUUCAGUUCUUAACGUUUUGACCUUACCCCAUCCUAUUGUAUUACUAGACUUGAUAAUUUACAUCAUCAAUGUUCAAGAUUGAUGUUCAGCAUUCAUAAUUGACAUUUAGAUGAAGUGGACAGUUAAUCUGAUAUACUGUCAUGCUUUCAAGAAGAUAAAAGUUGUCAAGAGAGGAAAGAGUAUUAUUUACAUUGCAUUGAAAAAAUAAUAUACAUUUAAGUUUCUGGCAUUAUUAAAUAUGUGAUUGAUGUUAAUCUAUUGUACCUUGAUGGUUCAAAAAAAUCAAUGAAAGUGUUUCCUCUCUUUGUAUAUAGUUCUUAGGCAGAGAAAUAUUAUGAAAUUUUGAAGAAAGUUUUGGUUUUAAAAUUACUAAGUUUAAUGAAAACAGUUAGACCUCCUUCCCUCACCGACAUACCUUGUUGAAAUACUUAUACUGAAUUAUCAAAAUGAAUAUCUUUGGGUGUAAAAUGUAUUUUAUUACUAUCUAAUUUAUAUUUGUAAGUUAUUAAUGCAUUGUUUAUUCUUAAACAUUUUUCUAUAGACAACAAUAAACAAAAGACAUUUACUUUAUGGGCUUAUUGUUUAAGCAUUUUGGAGGGGGCAGGAGGGGAUUUUAUUUUAUUAUAUUCACUAGCAAAUAGAUAAAAAAAAAACUUUUUAAUUAUAACUGGAAAAAAAAACUCAGUCUUAAAAAUUAGUGGUGUAAUUUAAAAUAAUAAGUAAUUUAAGGUAAAAAUGAAGUAGCAAUUACAAUUAAUGACUCUCUUCUUUAGUAUGAUCAAUAUCUUUUACUAGCCAUUACCAGUGUUUUAAACAGCAUACUUGCAAAAUUAUAUUACUAAGUACCAUUUUGCUAUAGUGUGUUUAAGUGGAGCUUGCCACUGACUAAUAUUUGUUAUUAUAAACACGAUACCUAAAUUUACCACCUGAUUGCAAUGAAAUAAUUUAAAUGAUAAUUUCCUUGAUUACUUUUUUUGAAUAGCUAAGAUUCACGUACUUUUGAAUUGAACAAAAACAAAUCUCAUUAAUCAUGGCAUAUUUUCUAAAUAUUUUGCAACUUUAUUUUUUUUUUACUCAACUUUUGAGAUCUUAGAUUUUUCUCUUUUUUUGUGUAAAAAUAAAAUAUGCUUUUCUUGUAAUUGUGACUCUGUCAAAACUGCAAAUAGGGAAUUUAAACUACUUGUUCUUCAAUCCUGUCUAAGAGAUACGAAUAAAUUUCAAUUUUUUUUAUUCAAUUAAUCUAUUUAAUUUUUUUUUCAGCUAAUUUAGAAUAAUAGUGUAUAAAGAGUAAAGAAAUCUAAUUUUCCUCAAUGAGAAAUUAUUUUGAACUAAUUAAUAUAUCCAUUAUUAUUUGGGAUGAAUGUAUUUAAAUAUAUUUUCCAUGUAAAAAGCUUUAUAUUCUCAUUAUUUGAAACAUUUUUAAAAAAUUAAAAUGAAAACAUCCAUUAACAAAAGCAAUUUUUCAAAGCAUUCAAAAGUAAUUUUCUUCAUUAAUUAUUAAUAAUUUGUAAAAAAUAUAUAAUUUAAUUAAUUGUCCUUUCCUGCAUAGAAUAUCAAUUUCUUAAAAAAAAAUUUUAAAAACUGUACACCAGUUUAUUGAGGAUAAAAUAAAUUGUUGAACCCUGGGAUUAAACAGAGAGUUUGCAUCUUUAUGUUGUCCCAAUUAAGCUAUUUUGGCAUAUUAGUGUUUUGUUCUCUUAGUAAGGUUUCAUUGUGGGCAGAAAACAUCAGAUGACAGCAGUGUCAUUGGAUAUUUUGAUGGAUAAUUAUAUAUUGAUGUCUUGUUAAUCAAAAAAAAUUAAAUAUUUGUCAUGAACCUUUAUAAAAAGCUUCUCUAUAUUUCAUAAUAUUUGUGCACAAAAUUUGAAGAAAAUCUAUUAAUUUAGUAUCCUAGAUCAUAUAAAUUAUUUAUGCAUUUCACUUUUUCUCAUAUAGAUUAUAAAAGGUUUAGGGUUUAAUUUAAAUGCUCUGAAUGUAAAAAACUUGGAAACUUUGGUAUGAACUUCAAAAUAAAUGUUAUUGAUAACAGAUCUAUUUAUAAUCAUGCACACUUAUGAAUUAAUGUUAAUCCUUAACAAGUUUUGAUGAGUCAAAAUCAUGUAUUAAAUUUCUGUAUUUCUGCCUACAAACUAAAAUUAAAUUACUCAUAGAAGUUAUUAGCUAAAUUAUUUGGAAUCCUAAGAGCUUUGAAUAUCUCGUAGAUUCUUUACAGAAUUAAAUCAAAAUAUCAAUAUAUUUCCUAAAAAAAGUGUUAUCUAAUUAGACAAGAAAUAAAAAUGAACUGUUAAAGUAUUCGACUUCUUUAAAAUUUAUUUUUUAAAAGAUGGCUCAUUGUUCUGUGAAAUAUAAAAGGUGCUAAGAUAUUUAGUGCUGUAAUGGAAUGAGGCCUAACAGUACCUAGAUUUUAUUUGUUACGAAAAGGAAAGGCUUUGAAUGGAAUAUAUUUGUAAUUCUCAUUUAGCAAUAAUAUUUUAUAAAAAAAAAAAGUCAUAUGUGCUGUUUAGCAUUUUUACCGUCCUCUGUACCAUACUGUGUGCUAAAUUUAUUGAUUAUUGUAUGCAUUUUGUUUUCAUAAUUUCUUUUAAUUUCAAGUUAACUCGUAUUUUAAAAUGUUCGUAAAAUAUUUAUUAUGUGUGACAUGAUUAUCUACGUUACAUUAUCAUUUUAAUGCACGUGUAUACUAAAGAAUUAUGUUCAAAGGGAAGAUCUUAUAUUUAUCGUUUAUUGUAUUAAACUGUUAUUUCAUGUUAAAAUUCUUUAGCAACCAAGUUCUAAAUGUUCAUUUUUUUUCUCUUGCCAAAUAAUGUAUUGUAUAUUUAUGAUAUAAAUAUAUCUCAACACCUGCUAGGUUGCAUUAGAUAGCUUAUUUAAAAUGUAAGAUAUCUUAUUCGAUUUCUAUGAGGAAAUUUAGUAAUAGUAUAAUGAAAUUAGUUAUCUAAUGUUACAAUAGCUGAUAUUUAGUAUGUUGCUGAAUAUUCCUUAAAUUAUGCUUUCUUUAUGGCGAUUUUAAAGAUAAAUAGGAGAGCAUUUUAACAUGCAUUGCAUUUUGAAAUGAUAUUUUCAUUCAGUGUUUGAAACAGCUGCAAGAUUGAAGUAAUAUGUAAAUAUUUCAUACUUAAGAAGAUUUAAACUCUUUCGAUGGUAGUUAACAACAAAGAAGAAAGAUUUACUAUAUACUUUCUAGGUAUUAUGAAAUUUGUAAUUAAAUAUCAUGCUAGACAGUUAGUUCCUCUAUCAAUAAAGAAAGAAGAGAUAUUGGGGGGGGGGGGGUUGAGAAAAAAACUUUUACAUUUUAAUGGUCAGACAUACCAGAUUGUAAAAGUGCAUUAGAUUUUAAAUAAAAUAGAGGAAUGGUCCCAUUAUUGUUUUAUUAAUAUAUAAUUCAUAUAUAAGAAGAUGAAUUAUAUUAAUUUUUUUAAAAAAUUAUCUUCAGAAGAAUUUUUUCGAAUUUUUACUUAGAAAGUGCAGAUGAUUCACUCAUAAGAAGAAAUAAAAAUAAAAUAUUUGUUUCUUUUUAUUAAUUUGUAUAUAUCAAAUAUGACACAGGCUUAGAACAAAACAAAAAAAAACUGAAUUUUAUAAAGUAAUAAAUUGUGCCAAACAUAAUCACUGAAAUUUAAAUAAGUAUGAUUAAUUGAACAAUAAAAUUUUAAAAAUUAUCAAAAGUAAUUAAGAUAUUGAAAGUAUCUUAGAAUUAUUACAUCAAUAAAUUAAUCUCAAAAAUGAUGAAAUUUGAUUCCGAAAAUGCUGGAAUCUGAAGCAAAAUAAUUCCAGGAAAGAGAAAAAAGAAAUUUAAUUUCUGAUUUCAACAGCCAUUUACUGCUUUAUAUGAAAACUAUUUUCUUCUUGUUAGAGAAAAUAAUUUAUAUAUGAUUGUAAUUAAGUAUUAUUAGGAUAUAAAAGGCUAAAUGAAAUAUUACAUUAGCAUCUUUGAAUAUAAUUUAAUGCAACCUUUUUAUUUAUUUAGCAGAUAAUUCCGACAUUUCCGUCCAUACAUAGCAAUCAAUUAAUACAUUGCCAAGAUCAUUAUUUUAUGAGAGCACUCUAAUCAUGGCUCAGUAGCUAGUGUUAAACCAUUAGAAACAGUAUGUACUUCUAAUUUAAAAAAAAAAUAUGUGUCUAUAAAUAUACUGCCAAAAAAAAUGUUUACAUUUUUAUGCAGCCUUUGAUUCCAUUUAGUUAAGUAUAAUGUACUCUCCUGGUAUCCAGUCUAAUGUGGCGGAAAGACAGGAGUUCUAUAAUCUCAUUUCUUUGACCGCUAAAAACCGGAAGACAAAGUUUUUAUACCAAAACGUAGUUAUAAUACCUAUUUUCUCACCUCUUAUUGAGUACUAAGCCCUCCGUUUACCUCAAGCCACAUAGAAUAUGAAUGCGACCUGGUGAAUUAUAGAAGCAGUUGCUGGUAAUGUGUUCAGUUAAAAUGAAAGGCUCUGCAUAUCUCUCUUAUAUGCUGCAAUAUACAUUUCAAGAGUUUAUUAGAGAAAAAGAAAGUUAAAGGAUAUAAACUGUUUACAUUUUAACAUAAGUUCUCUAAUGCCUAACUUAAUUGCAGGAAACGUAAACAAAACAUUAAUGUAAAUCAUAGGUCUAAUUGUUCAAAAAAAAAAUUGAUUCAAACUGAUUUUAUUUUUUACUGAUAAAUGAUUACACAGAUAUGAAAAAGCAACCCUAAGAUUAGAGUCAAAACUUCCAGUUUUUAGUUCUUGAACAGUCCUUACUGCUACUGCAUUUCAGCCCUCUUGCAAUGCCUUGCCUUCCUCAUUUAAUUAUGAUAAAAGAAUUAUCUGCUUCAUUGGCUGAGAAAGAUCCGCCAAUGAAGCAGGAUAGUCGUGAAUCAGAUACUCGAGGGUAUACUGUAUUAUCAGCACAUUAACGUUUUACAUAAUGAAAAUUGCACUCUUCUGGUAUCAAAACUGAUUAAAUGAUGAAAUUUUAAAUUUCUUUGUUUUAAACCAGUUACCUGCUGUUUCAUUGGCAGGUCUUUGAAAUUGCCUCGUAAUAAUUUUGCGAAUUAUAGUCAAAUUUUUAUAUAUGUGUUUAAAAGUAUUUUACCAAAAUUUUAUCGACUCAAACAAUAUUAAAAAAUUGUUUGCUUUGUUUAAAGCUCUUUCCCAAUACAUUUAGCUAUUGGGCCAUAAUUAGAGUAGGCACCCUAUAUAUUUGAUUUUUCUGAAAAUAUAAAUAAAGCUUGGAGUUUUAAUAUUCAGUCGGAUGUUAAAUUUAAAUUAAAGGUAUUUGCGAAUAAAAAAAAACCUUGCCAUUCAUUCCAGUCCACAUACAAUAUCCAGACUCAGGAAAGUUAUAGUAAAAAAAGCAAAAUCGUUUUGGUUUGAGCUCAAUAUAUCAUGGUGAUGACAUGAAUUAAAAUAAUUUCGAAAUGUAAUGUGUUAAACGAAAGCAUAAUAUCACUUGAUCUCAAUCUAAAGAAUGGGUAUUUUUGAUAGUCCUUUGUAAUGAUUUUAUAGAAAAGUAUAGACAUUUUUUUAUAUUUCAACCUGUUUGCUCAUUACUUGUUAUUGUUAUUAUAACUCUUGCAUUGUUAGUAUCUUUCUGCUUCUAAAUUUCGCUCUGAAUUUCUAGAUUUUCAGACAAUCGUAUAAUUCGGUAUCUUCAAGAAAUAUUAACAGUAUUGUAAUUAAAAUAUAUUUUUGUUGUUUAAUAAAGUUAUA